This is a messenger RNA of Camelina sativa (false flax), 659 nucleotides long. Its product is annotated as non-specific lipid transfer protein GPI-anchored 22-like. NCBI's taxonomy places the organism in Eukaryota, Viridiplantae, Streptophyta, Magnoliopsida, Brassicales, Brassicaceae. The record is from RefSeq and is a predicted model, not a curated record.
ACUCUGCUGCAUAAACUGAUGGCAAGAUUCAUGGGUUACAAUCAAAAUCCUCAAAUGUUGGCUCUAUGCAUAACAGUAGCAGUAAUGUUUCUUGGUGUGAGAUCAGAUCUGAAUCAGGACAUAAAGGGAUGUCAGGAUGCCAUGUCUGAUCUCUACUCUUGUCUUCCUUAUGUCAGUAACAAAGCUAAAGCUCCAGACUCAACAUGUUGCAGCAAACUCAAGGUAAACAUAGACAAAGGGCAGACCAAGAGAUGUCUUUGUACUCUUGUCAAAGACAGAGAUGAUCCUGGUUUAGGGUUCAAAGUUGAUGCCAAUCGUGCAAUGAGCCUCCCUUCGGCUUGCCACGUCCCUGCAAAUAUCUCAAAAUGCCCAGAGCUUCUACAUUUGCCUCUAAAUUCACCAGCCUCUCAGAUAUUUAAGCAAUUCACUGAAUCCUCUCAGAAUGCUGGACAUAAAGCUGUCUCCAAAAGUUCAUCAAGCAUCAAAGGACGAGCUAAGAAGCAAUUUGGUAUAGUGAUGGCUAUAGCUCUCUCAAUUCUCUGUAAUCUGAGCUACUAAAAAUACACAUGUAAAACCAUUAUACGAGUUAUAUAUUCUAGCUGAAGCAGAUGUAUCAUGGCAUGUUAAUAAAACAAAACUUAUCAAAAAGAAAAAACUCA